This is a messenger RNA of Enterobius vermicularis (human pinworm), 7329 nucleotides long. The record is from the annotation of a GenBank genome assembly. NCBI's taxonomy places the organism in Eukaryota, Metazoa, Nematoda, Chromadorea, Rhabditida, Oxyuridae.
AUGAUAAACGAAGAAGAGGAAUCGUAUAACUUCAUCAAUACUCUGUUUGACAGUUUGUUAAGCGACAUUAACAAUGCAGUGAAUACUACGGAUUCAAAGGACUCAAAAGUCUCCGACGAAAAGGUUUACAUGUUAUGUAAAGUGAUUGCCCAUGAGUAUCGCGAUGAAGUUAGUAAAAUUGCCAUGGAGGGCCAGGAUCUUACUCAUCUGAAAGAUCUCCCACAAUUAUUUUGCAACUAUUUCAGUCGUUACCCUUCUAGUUUUUCAUCAGGAACUCUGAGCGAUGAAGAGCAACUAAUUGUUGAAAUAUCUGGUUCGGGUGAUUUUGAUUUCCGUGAAAUAAGCUGCUCUUUAGGAAACAUAGUGCUCGUCCCCGUCAAAAUACAGUUACCUCAUGCUUUCGCGAAGAGAGCUCCUUUACAGUUGUGUUUGCUGGAACUAAUGCACCACGGGUGUUUUGAUCUCAGUUGGCUUACUGGACCACUGUUACAUAAAACUUGGUUAAUUUUGAUUAGGAUGAUGCUCAUCUGUGAUUUCAAUGUUAAGAAUAAAGUUCUCUUGGUAAUUCAAAGGUUGAUUAGUCUAGACUUAUGCAACAGCGCAUAUGCGGAUUUGUUAUUGUUUGCGUUCUUGUUUACUGAAAAACAAAUUUCGAGAGCAGAAGAUAAAGGUCUAUUGCACUUUCUGCAAGAGUCACUGACAACUUGCGAAGAGGCAUUUGGUCGCAAUCUUAGAAAAUUUCAUACUUUGAAAAUGUUCAGAGGAUUAACGGUUCGUCGUUGCUUAGAAUGGAUGGUUGAAAUAGUGCACUAUUUUGAGCAACAGAGCAGUCUUGUGAGUAAGGAAGAUGCGAGUAUUUUGAAAAAAAUUGGAGCGAAUAUUUUCGGGAUUGUGCGCUGCAUAUUUCUGCACGACAUUCCAGUACCUGAUGAUGAGCUAGGCGAUAUAUUUUCUUUUAUGAUUGCCAUGGAUUGUCAAAUGAAGAAAAGCGAACUCCAGUCAAGGAUAGUAGAACUCGCGAACACCGCUAAGGAAAGCAGUCAGACUUUGAAGUCAGUACGCGUAAGACAUACAAUCAUCUCGGCAUUGAAAAAUAUUUUUAACGGAACACAACUGCUGCCAUACGUAAUACCGCAAACUUCGCAAUUAAUGAAGAUUUUACGUACAGUGCCAAAUAUGACUUCUGAAGGUGAAGAAGUGAUGCUUUCGAUCAUAACUUUAAUUUCGACGUCUGUAGAUUGUUAUGAAGAGGAACAAGCCACAUGGCUUGCUUUUCUUUCGCUUCCGUGGCUUGUGGUUGAGCCUGUGGAUAUAUCACGCCACAAAAGUUCUAUCCCAUUACUUCCUGAAAUGAGGAAAUUAGCAAGAACAGAGGGGUUCGCUCGCGCGUGUGGUUUGGAAGUUAAAAGGACAGCUGUAGCGGCGUUGUCAAAGAUGAGGGUUGCGUCAGAGUGGCGGCGUAUAUUAUUUACACAUGCCUUGGACUCGUCUAUUAUUACUUUGCAGAGUUCUGCUUUAGAAAAUUUUCCUUACUUCGCUGCUUCUAUCGCUAUUCAAAGACCUGUUUUAGAUAGUUAUGCCUACAAGUACCUUUUGGAUAAGAUUCUUUCUAUUGGUAAGGAAGUUAUGGCCUUUAAGGAAGAUGUGGGUCUUUGUGCAACAGUUUUCAAGGCCGUAGCGAAUUCAGUUUGUGUUUUGGACACUAAAAAAAUUUUAAAAAGUGGAGAAGUUUGUUCAGUAUGUGCGCAAAAGGCUUAUCUCCAACAGACUUUAGAUUUGGACUUCGAAAGUUUUUUUACCCUACUGGUGAAAGGUUUUCUACACAAAGAGAAGGAGGUGCGCUUAGCAUGUUGUACUGCCCUUCAAACAUUGUUAAAACAUGUGCGGUUUCAAGACUUGAAUUCGGUUGAGGAAUAUAUCGCUAAAUCAUUGGUUUUAAUGAAGGAUUUGGAUGAAGAUGUUCGCACUGAAUAUGAAUGGUGUCUAACACAAAUUGUACAUAUGAAGUGGGGCUCUCUAUUCACUCGAAUAGGUGAAAAACUUUCUGAACUUGAGGAUACUGAAUUUCAAGAUAUACAAUUGCAGUCUACUGUAAUUUGUGCUGAGUACGCUGUCGAUGAGUAUUUGUCGUCAAUGUGCUUUCUUCGCUUGAUUUUACUGGCAAUAUCUUCCGAUAUUUCUGAAAAAGUAGUUCCGGUCUGUGAAAAUUUAAUUCAGCGAAAAAUUUCUUCGUGUACUCCGUCUAUUACUCCGAGGCAGCUUUUUUUAAGAUUUCACCAGCAGAUUUGUAAGUAUUUGGCUAAGCAGCUGACUUGUCGUACACUAACUGGCAAUGGUAAUGAUGAGCGGGUUCUUGCGAAAUUGAGUGAAAAAGUUUGUAAUGCGUUCAGGUCAAUGGCACAGCUGUUCGGUUACGUGGGACAGAGUGGUGCUGUAAAUGUAAAAAGUUUGUUACGAGAUGCCUGCUGUGAGUUUGUUUCGUCACUGCUUACUACGAGUGGCGCUAUAACGGUAUAUUUGACUGUGAUUCUGCAGAAAAUAAUGGAACUCCGUGAUAUUACCGCCGAAACACUUGUGACAGAGUCGUACUCAUCGCUGCUUGUUCAUCUUCUUGAUAAAAAUUUACCAGUUCUUAAAUCAGCAUUUCGUUUUAUUGAGGAAUUCACUAAUGGGACUUGCACCUGGCGUGGUUUGAUGUCAAGAAACGUUUAUAAAUGCACUGUUUGCCUCCUUCAACAUCUAAGCGUUUCCGAAGAGCGUUGUAUGCAACAGUUGAAAGCAAUAUAUGGUGUGGUACGAGAAGGUGAUUUAAAUUUCUCCUUAACAGCUUUAAUUGAAGAGAGAUAUCUGGGGAUUUUGUUAUGCUUUCGUACUUCUUUCACGGAAGAUCGCUUUUUCUCAAAAAGAAGUGUUUUGGUCACAAGCUUAUGUAGAAUGAUCAGAGUAAUUAAGGAAGAUGGGACAAAUUUGCUGGAUACUACUGCUCAGAAAAUGUUAGCAGUCCUGAGAGAAGCCUCAAAACUCGGUGAAAUGUCUAUCCCAGCGUUUGAAGCAUUUGUGCAAACACUUUCUGAUGAAGUGCUUGUUGAACUGCUUCCGAGAAUUCUUGUAUCAAUUACUCCUCUGUUAAGUUAUCAGGGGACUCAUGACCUUCUCCGUUUUAUUUUUGAGAACAAAGGGCUUCAUCUAUCUGCCAACGAAAAUUUUGAGAGAAUUUCGAUAGUAAUGUGGGAUAAUCCGAAAAUUUCUAUUAACGAGUUCCUUCACGCACAGCAUGAGUACACGAGGCCUGCAAGAGUUCGUAUUUUCUCAGAAGAUUCAAUUCUUGUCCUUAACGCGUGUGCUUUGCUGUUGAAGGAGGAGAGUGAAGAAGUGUGCGAAUUGGUGUUGCAUAAAAUACUUCAAGUGCUCAGCACGUCAACAGGUUUUGAAAGUGGUAGCAUUGGAAAUGUGGAUGACCUUGGUGCAGUCCUGGUUCCGGCUUUGUUUCAUACCAUACAGAAGUGUACCUCAAUAGAGUGUCGUCGUCUAGCCUGUUUGAUCUUUGGUUGCUUGGGCGCUAUUGAUCCUGGCCGCAUUGGACUUGCUGUAACUGAAACGUCUCACGUUGACCGGCGUUCAAAAACGUUGGUUUUCGUUAAUGCUGGCGAUCCGUUUUUCGUUGAGCUCUUAGAAAACGCAGCAGUAGCUUUUGCUGGUAUAUUGGACGCGUCGACACAGGAAGAAUGUUCUUACAGCAUUCAAAUGACAUUGCGUGAAUUAUUUGGCGAGGAAGGAGAUAAAGCGCAGACCAUAUGGAAUUCCCUGUCCAAAAGUUGUGUUAAAGAACUAGCACUUUUUCGGAAGACGAAUUUUACUCAGCAUGGUCGGCCACUGCAGCUUACUUUUGAUAAGACUAUAAUUGAUUCGAAGGAAGCAAAGGACUAUAUUUCGUGGAUGUCUUUAUGGUGUUUGUAUGCGGCGAGAAAGACGAGGAACCAUCAUUUAAAGGCACUGUUUGAAGCCCUCUAUGGUUUGGUUAAAGCGGAUAUGGUUUUUGCUCGCUUUUUGCUUCCUCAUAUUAUACUUGAAGCUUUGAUUGAGGACAAUUCCGAUCUCGUUGGGAAGUGCGAAGAUGAAAUGAAAGCAGUCAUGAGGAAGGCAUUGAACAGUGAUGGCUGGUUAAGACUUUCUGCUCAUGUUAUAUUUUCAAUUCUGGAUUAUCUCGAAAGGUUUGUCAUAUUUCGAAGGCAGAAGCAAAUUCCGUCUGACCAGGUUCUCACACGAUGUGAAGGGCUUCUGCGUCGGAUACUAAGCGACAGGCUUCCCGAUAACACAUUACUGACUGUUUUAGUUGCUGAAAGGUGUCACUGUACAACAAGAGCUUUAAAAUGGUGUGAACAGUAUGGGAUACGGCGCGACGAACAGGGGAUUGAAAUAUUUGAUAAAGCUCAAUAUUUUGCUUUGGAGCGUGUUUAUUCAGCAUUAGAUGAUCUUGACGGGGUUAUAGGGGCGUUUGCUACUAUCAAACGCUAUUCUGUCGCUACAAUUGAUGAAUGCAUCCUGGCAUUUGAAGCAAAUGGCGAUUAUUUAGCUUCGCUGCCACUCUAUCAGCUCUCGGAGGGUCAAAAACUUCCGUUGGUGAAAUGUUUUCUUCGGUUGAAUCAGCCCUAUUUAGCUCUCAGUACCACAGAGGCUCUUUUGCAGUCUUCUGAUGAUCCUUCGUUAUCAGAUGGGUUGCAUGCUUGUCAAAUUGAAGCAACUUGGCGCUUGAAAAGAUGGGGUGAUUUAGAUAAGCUCGUUGAGCGGUACCCUCAAAUGUCAAAUUGGGGUGCAACCAGCGCUUCUAUUCUUUGCAGUUUGAAACACUGUGACGCUGAUUCCUUUGAAAGACAGAUCACACUUGCUAGGUCUCGUCUUGUCGAUGCGCUCACAGCCAUGACUCUUGAAGGCUCGGACACCUACAUGCAGUCCUAUAAGUACAUAAUAAGGCUUCAUAUACUGUCUGAAUUAGAGGACGCGAAAGAAAAUUUGGGUUUAUUUCAUGAGCAAUCUAUAAGUCCGGAUCACCUGACACUGGUAUUAAAAAGAUGGCAGGACCGAAGUGCCUUAGCAAUGCAGUGUACACCAGUUCUGGAACCGGUUUACACUGUUCGGCGUGGAAUUCUGAGGUUGCGCGAAAAUGAUACAAUGAAGUUACCUAUUUGUGAUUAUUUGCUUCAAAGUUGUCGGAUGUCAAGACUUGCGGGACAACUACAGGUUGCUUGGACAUUCUUAGUGGAGGCAAAAGCUCUGAACGUAAACCACUUUGAUGUUGCUAUGGAAGAAGCUCGAUUUCUUUUUGAAAAGGGCGAUCAGUCAGAAGCAAUUGAUAUUCUUUCAAAUCUAUUGAAAGAGCGUUUUUCAGACAAAAUGACUCAAAUGCAGUCAUUAAUCGGUAGUAAAAAGUUAUCUUUAACAGCACAGAUGAAAGAAGCUUUAAGGAGUGAACCAAGGGAAGAAAAAGCAAAUUUUGUCAAGGUUCAGUUACUCUUGGCAGAUUUUUGCUUAAAAGCAGGCUCUUGCAAUUUAUCUGACCUGUACAGCAAAUAUGUUUCUCUUCCAUGGAUAGCGGAUCCUUCAGAGGACUUAUAUUACCGUGUUGCUACUUUUCUUGAUAACUACCUUUACUCAAAAAACGAAGACUUCUUGUCAGAUAAGGUAACACAAAUACUCGAUGCAUAUAUCAGCGUCCUUUCGCAAGGAAAAACGCAUUUAUUCCAUGUUUUGCCUAGGAUGCUAACGAUAUGCUAUUAUGGCCGUAAUAGAGCUUUCCUUCAGACUUUGGAAAUUAUGCCUACUAAAAAAGAAAAGCGUGGUGGAGUGAAUAUUGAUACGUCAAAUGAAGAUAAAGCUAUCAGUGAAAUAAUUUUGGCAGAAUUAUUGGUUAAAUAUCCACAUCAAUGCUUGUGGCAAUCAAUUGCCGUUUUUCGAUCAGAUCCCGUAAAGCAGCGCAGUCGGUAUGAAAGAUGUCGUAAGGUUUAUGACCUAGCUAAGCGAAAGGACUCUUCUGGUGCUUUAAAAACAUUGAUUGGUUACUAUGAAUAUACAGCUGCUUCGUUCAUUAGGGUUGCUGAAGAUAAUUCUCCUUCUGGAACACAUUCGUCCUUUAGUCGAAGAUACGCUUUUCUUUCAAAUUUUUUCAGAGCUGGUGAAAUUGACAUGACCGUCAAAGUAUCUGAACAGCUGUGUAAUGGACUUCGCCCUCGAGUAGUUGUGCCAAUACGUGAGAUGAUUGAGCAUGGCAAUCCUGUUGCAGUUCCCAAUUCGUUGUCUCAGUUCCCAGUGAAUCAGUCAUAUGCAUAUGAGCCAGAAUAUGAGGAGUCUGUGUUCAGUAAUAUAUACAUCGAAGAUUUUGAAGAAGAAUUCACAAUGGUAAAUGCUUUACUGCAUCAGAACGGUGAUGCAAGGAGAAGGCAAUUAUUUGUGCGGACCUAUAACGUGGUACCUCUGCAGGAUGCUGGUGGCCUAAUUGAGUGGGUUCCGCAUUUACAAACAUACAGAAGUAUUCUGGAGCCAUUAAUGAAAGAGAAAUGUAUGAAUGUCAUGACCAACGAAGAAUGGUUUUCAAGAUGGAUUCCAAACGGGACGGAUGAGCAAAAGCUUGAACGGAUGCAAAGCGAAUACUAUCCAAGACACCCUGUCGUAAUGUCGGAAUGGUUUAUGCGCAUUUUCCCAGAACCUUGCAAAUGGUACGCCGCGCGACUCGCUUUCAUCCAUACAUCGGCCGUUAUGUCGGUAGUCGGGUUUGUCCUUGGAUUAGGUGAUAGACACGGCGAAAAUUUGCUUAUUGAUAUUAAGAGUGGCGACUCUUUUCAUGUGGACUUCAAUCUGCUGUUUAAUAAAGGAGAGUUCCUUGCAGUGCCUGAGGUGGUCCCUUUUCGACUGACUCGAAAUAUAGUUAACGGGUUUGGAGUGACUGGAGUAGAAGGAGCAUUUAGGAAAUCGUGUGAAACUGCAAUGCGGGUGCUUAGGGAGAAGGAGGAAGUACUUUACACUGUUUUGCAAACUUUUGUGCAUGAUCCUCUGCUGGAAUGGAUGCAUGCGGAAACUCGGGCUCAGCAGAUAAAACAGCGUGGCGCUCAAGGGGGUAAACUUCCCGUUGACGCUUCAGCUCAACAGCAAGCUCGAGAAGUCGUUGAAAUGAUACGAUCACGACUGAAAGGCAACAUAGUCUCACCGAAGGUGUAUAAAAACACGCUUGGCAGCUUCCCUAUGAGUGUUGAAGGACAAAUCGAUAAAUUAAUCCAACUAGCUACAGAUGAAUUGAAUUUGGCAAGAAUGUAUAUUGGCUGGUGUCCAUUCUUGUAA